AUGGACCGAAAGAACUUUAGCUUACCGGCUUCACAGCCCUGGGGCGGCCAGCAAGGGCAACAGGUGCACAAACAAUUGAGGGGUGAUGAGCAGAGUACAGAGGACAUUCCUAAAGAUAACCGCCCAGAUGACUGUACCAGGAACUUAGGGAAACAUCUGGUAUCUUCAGAUUUUGAAGUAGAUGACCGUGGUAUCAUACAAGAUAUAUAUGAAGAGCAUGCCAAUAUCCAAGUUAUACCCUCAUCCAAUCACAGGAAAAAUGUAUUAUUUGAUCCUUUUAAACAGGUCCGAUCUUCUGAUUUAUCACAGACUGUAACACAGAAUAAAAGUCACAGAAAGGGUGCUAAACAUCAAACAGCUCACGUAAAAGGGAAGCCAUAUUCUUGUUCACAAUGUGGGAAAUGUUUUAAGUAUAAACAAGCUCUUGUUAUACAUCAGAGAAAUCACACAGGGGAUAAGCCAUUUUUAUGUUCAGAAUGUGGGAAAUGUUUUAAGGACAAAGCGUCUCUUGUUGUACAUCAGAGAAAUCACACAGGAGAGAAGCCAUAUUCAUGCUCAGAAUGUGAGAAAUGUUUUAAGUGUACACAAGCUCUUGUUGUACAUCAGAGAGUUCACACCAGGGAUAAGCCAUUUUCAUGUUCAGAAUGUGGGAAAUGUUUUAAGUGUAAACAAGCUCUUGUUGUACAUCAGAGAACUCACACAGGGGAGAAGCCAUUUUCAUGUUCAGAAUGUGGUGAAUGUUUUAAGGAGAAUUCAGCUCUUGUUACACAUAAGAGAAAGCACACAGGGGAGAAGCCAUAUCCAUGUUCAGAAUGUGGGAAAUGUUUUAAUAAGAAAUCAGUUCUUGAUAGACAUCAGAGAAAUCACACAGGGGAGAAGUCAUUUUCAUGUUCAGAAUGUGGGAAAUGUUUUAAUGAGAAAUCAGAUCUUAAUAGGCAUCAGAGAAUUCACACAGGAGGUAAGCCAUUUUCAUGUUCAGAAUGUGGGAAAUGUUUUAAUCAGAAAUCAGAUCUUGUUAUACAUCAGAGAAAUCACACAGGGGAGAAGCCAUUUUCAUGUUCAGAAUGUGGAAAAUGUUUUCACUACAAAUCAGCUCUUGAUUGCCAUAAGAGUAUUCACACAGGAGAGAAGCCAUUUUCAUGUUCAGAAUGUGGGAAAUGUUUUAACUACAAAUCAGCUCUUUAUUACCAUAAGAGAAAUCACACAGGAGAGAAGCCAUUUUCAUGUUCAGAAUGUGGGAAAUGUUUUCAGCAGAAAUCAGCUCUUGUUGUACAUCAGAGAAAUCACACAGGGGAGAAGCCGUAUUCAUGCUCAGAAUGUGGGGAAUGUUUUAAGUAUAAACAAGCUCUUGUUGUACAUCAGAUAAAUCAUUCAGGGGAGAAGCCAUAUCCAUGUUCAGAAUGUGGUAAAUGUUUUAAGAAAAAAUCAUCUCUAGUUAGACAUCAAAAUAUUCACAUAUAAAAGAAGCCAUCUUCAUCUUAGCCCUUUAGUGACCACCAAUACAUGUUUUUUUUAUGGUGGUCACUGUCUUUAUUCCGCCAGAUACUCCUUUUUACAGGGAUAUAAAACAGAACCUUGCUUUGAGUUACCAGAGGUAGCUGAGGGCUUGGAGUGAUGAUUGGGACCACUGUGAGAUCUCCCCAAACACGUAUUGUCUCCUGUAUUAAAUUAAUACCAGUCAUCCAAGGACAGAUCCAGUUAAAAGUGAAAGUUUAUACUGUAUAUAUAUCCCUUCUAAACAAAAAUGUUUGGUGAGAUGAAAUAAAAAAAUCCAUACAGGGCCUGAUAUAAAAAGAUAACUACUGUAUUUUUCGCCCUAUAAUACGCACAGGCCCAUAAGAUGCACCUAGGUUUUAGAGGGGGACAAUAAGAAAAAAUAUUUUUCAU
Messenger RNA from Bufo gargarizans (Asiatic toad), 1887 nucleotides. RefSeq names its product gastrula zinc finger protein XlCGF26.1-like. Gene Ontology annotation, biological process: central nervous system development; regulation of transcription by RNA polymerase II. Bases 1 to 1461 code for a protein of 486 amino acids. The record is from RefSeq and is a predicted model, not a curated record. The transcript has 3 exons. Gene Ontology annotation, molecular function: RNA polymerase II cis-regulatory region sequence-specific DNA binding; DNA-binding transcription factor activity, RNA polymerase II-specific. Lineage: Eukaryota; Metazoa; Chordata; Amphibia; Anura; Bufonidae. Gene Ontology annotation, cellular component: nucleus.